This is a messenger RNA of Lizanozyma spartinae, 186 nucleotides long. RefSeq names its product cytochrome c oxidase subunit VIIa (gene COX9). NCBI's taxonomy places the organism in Eukaryota, Fungi, Ascomycota, Pichiomycetes, Serinales, Debaryomycetaceae. Gene Ontology annotation, biological process: mitochondrial electron transport, cytochrome c to oxygen. The coding region runs from base 1 to 186 and encodes 61 amino acids. The record is from RefSeq and is a predicted model, not a curated record. The transcript has a single exon.
AUGGCUAUCGCACCUAUCACCGGCAUGUUAAAGAAGAAGAUCAUCACCGACGUUUCCACUGGAUUCCUUGUCGGUGGUGUCAUGGCUGCUGCUUACUGGCACUACGAAAGAGACUACGUUGUUAAUCAAAGAGAGAAGUUCUACGCUAAGAUGAAGGCAGAAAAGGAAGUUGAAGAUUCAAUCUAA